AUGUCGACAGACUCGAAGCCUCUCACUGCAUUCCAGCAGUCUUACCACUGGCGCAACAAGAACUGCGGUCCUUGGGCGCACAAGUGGGUCAAGGACAACCUCCCUGGCCUCAAGGUGGAGGACGGCACCCUCGCUGCCGAGCUCACCGAGGUGACCAACGUCAGCGGUGACUGCGACCUUGGCCAGCGCAAGGGCAAGCUCCUCACGAUCUACGACAUUGAGAUCGAGGCCAAGUGGAAGGGCGCCACCAAGAGCGGCAAGGAGGUGACUGGUCGCCUGUCGGUGCCCGAGUUCAGCCACGAGGCGAUCGACGGCCUCUCCGACUACGUCUUCACUUUCAGCGUCGACGAGUCGUCUGCCGAGGCCAGCGAGCUUCUCGCAUACGUCCGCAAGGCGUUCCCUCCCGUCAUCUCGGAGCGCUUCAACGCGUUCCGCGGCGAGCUCCUGAACGCCCACGGCAUCUUCACCGACGCCCACAUCACCCCCGGCGCUUCGGGUGCCUCGACCCCCGUCUCGGUCGCCGCUCGCGCUACCGAGUCGUACUCGCCCGCUCCCCCCGGCGAGGUCCGCGCCAAGGCCACCCCUUCCCCGGCCCCCAAGCCCAAGGAGGCCCUCACCAAGACCUCUACGGUCGAGGUCACGGCCAACCUCCAGGCCUCGGCUGACGACCUCUGGUCCCUCCUCACCGACCAGAACCGCGUGCCCAUGUGGACUCGCUCGGCGGCCAAGAUCCAGCCCGUGGCCGGCACUGAGUUUGAGCUCUUUGGCGGCAACGUCACUGGCAAGGUCGAGAGCGCCGAGGCGCCCACCAAGCUCAUCCAGUCUUGGAACACAAAGUCGCCCGGAUGGCCUGCUGACCACUUUGGCACCAUGACCAUCACCCUCAAGCAGGGCUCGGACUCGACUACCCUCACCUUCAACCUCGCCGGCGUCCCGUCGGGCAAGGAGCAGGACAUUGAGCGCGCGCUCGACGCAUUCUACAUCCGGGGAUUGAAACAGAUGGGGUUAGUACUUGAUUCGUCUUCGCGCUCGUACAAGGAGACGCGGCGAGCGGCUGUUAAGACUGCCACUGGCACGGCCGCAAAGAAGCCGCAGCGCAAGCGCAAGCAGGAGACCGGUGCUGGCGCCGGCUCCCCGGGCCUGCUACAGCGCCUCGCGACUCCACAGGUCGUGGGCGGCGCCGCGGCCGUAGGCCUCGCGGCAGUCUUUGUCGGCCUCGUCGCGUCCACAUUCGCGCGUCCCGCAUAA
Apiotrichum porosum is the source of this 1248-nucleotide messenger RNA. RefSeq lists its product as uncharacterized. Gene Ontology annotation, molecular function: ATPase activator activity; protein-folding chaperone binding. Bases 1 to 1248 code for a protein of 415 amino acids. Gene Ontology annotation, cellular component: cytosol. NCBI's taxonomy places the organism in Eukaryota, Fungi, Basidiomycota, Tremellomycetes, Trichosporonales, Trichosporonaceae. The record is from RefSeq and is a predicted model, not a curated record. The transcript is spliced from 6 exons. Gene Ontology annotation, biological process: protein folding; positive regulation of ATP-dependent activity.